UGGUGAGAUCAGCGCUCAUAAGCCUCUCUCUGCACAUCGACAUCGACUGGAGGAGCAACUCUAUGUGUUGACGUAUCAAGAAGUGGGAAGGAAUCAUUCUUUUAGCUUAAAAUCGAAGUGACUAUAAAGAGCUGGAUUUCCAUUACUAUUUGUUUACAGAUUCAAAUAUAAAAAGGUCUGGGGUUGAUUUGAACAUCUUCUUAAAGAUUGUGGGCAUUUUAGUAGUUUCUCUGAAAAUACUUCAGCGAAAGUGGGACCCAAACGAGUUUUGUGCUCUUUUGGCGCCUCGGGCUGUAAUCACAUUCUCUCAGUCUCCAAACGCGGUUAAAAAGCUUUCCCCAAAUCUCUGCACAUGUCUUCUCCGAUUUCACUCACUGCUCCACUCCCAAGCAAACGAAGGUUCGUCGAGUGAGGGAGAGAUCCGAUGCGCAGCUCUCCACAGCACUUGUUGUGCACUUCUCUGUUCCAAUCUCUGGUCGUAUUGUUGUCGGUUAGUGGCUGCUUAGCCGCCGACCCUUACGUCUUCUUCGAUUGGACCGUCUCUUACCUCUCCGCUUCUCCUCUCGGCACUCGCCAACAGGUUAUUGGGAUAAAUGGGCAAUUCCCUGGGCCCAUUCUCAACGUGACUACGAAUUGGAAUGUUGUUAUGAACGUUAAGAAUAAUCUUGAUGAGCCGUUGCUUCUCACAUGGAAUGGAAUCCAGCACAGGAAAAACUCGUGGCAAGAUGGAGUUUUGGGCACUAAUUGUCCGAUUCCUUCUGGUUGGAACUGGACUUAUGAGUUUCAGGUCAAAGACCAGAUUGGGAGUUUCUUUUAUUUCCCAUCUACAAACUUCCAGAGAGCAGCUGGUGGGUAUGGAGGGAUCAUUAUCAACAAUAGAGACAUAAUCCCAGUUCCUUUUGCUUUGCCUGAUGGAGAUGUUACACUCUUUAUCAGUGAUUGGUUCACUAAGAGCCAUAAGAAGCUGAGGAAGGAUGUUGAGAGUAAGAUUGAUUUUGGAGCUCCGGAUGGUAUUGUCAUCAAUGGAUUUGGACCUUUUCCUUACACUCCCAAGCUAGCUUCCGAUGGUAUUCCUUUCGGGACGAUAAACGUUGAACCAGGAAGAACAUACCGUUUCCGUGUUCAUAACAGUGGCAUAGCAACCAGUUUGAAUUUCAGAAUACAGAAUCAUAACCUACUUCUUGUUGAGACAGAAGGUUCAUACACAGUUCAGCAGAAUUAUACGAAUAUGGACAUUCAUGUGGGCCAAUCCUUCUCGUUUCUUGUCACCAUGGAUCAAUCUGGUAGUAACGACUACUACAUUGUCGCCAGCCCAAGGUUUGCUAAACCAUCUUCGUCCGCCAAAGCCACUGGAGUCGCUAUCUUGCACUACUCUAAUUCCCAAGGACCCGCUUCAGGUCCACUCCCUGAUCCUCCUAUUGAGUUGGACACAUAUUUCUCAAUGAACCAAGCACGAUCCAUAAGGUUGAAUGUCUCAGCUGGAGCUGCACGCCCGAACCCUCAGGGAUCUUUCAAAUAUGGCCAGAUCACGGUAACUGAUGUCUAUGUGAUUGUGAACCGACCACCGGAGCUUAUAGAUGGGAGAUUGCGUGCCACUCUUAAUGGUAUAUCAUACUUACAUCCUUCAACGCCUCUAAAGCUUGCUCAGCAGUACAACAUCUCAGGGGUAUACAAGUUGGAUUUCCCGAAAAGACCGAUGAACAGGCAUCCCAAGGUGGAUACCUCUGUCAUGAACGGCACGUACAAGGGAUUCAUGGAGAUCAUAUUUCAGAACAGUGACACCAGCGUUAAGAGCUUUCACUUGGAUGGUUAUGCAUUUUUCGUUGUCGGGAUGGACUUUGGUCUGUGGACAGAGAAUAGCAGAAGCACGUACAACAAAGGAGAUGGGAUUGCUCGGUCUACAACGCAGGUGUUUCCUGGUGCGUGGACGGCCAUCUUAGUGUAUUUGGACAAUGCUGGCAUGUGGAACCUUCGAAUAGACAAUCUUGCCUCAUGGUAUCUGGGACAAGAAGUGUACUUGAAUGUGGUUAACCCAGAGAUUGACUCAUCUGAGAACUCCAUUCCUCAAAACACAAUAUACUGUGGUCGGCUCUCAGCGUUACAAAAGGAUCAGGCAGAGAGAGUAAACUUCUCGGGAUCAAGGCGAUCCAUUUUGGCGACAAGCAGAGGGAUUCUCCUCACUAUUUUUGCAAUCUUAAUUAGUAGUUUAGCCAGGUGAGGAUUCUGAGCAAUUCAAACCGGAUUAUAGGAAGCGCCACUCCCAUCAUUUCAAAAGUUGAUGUAGUAGCUGUAGAAGCUUGAAGAUCUAGUGUUGUUGAAGAUCACAGAUGCUAUUUUAUGCUGGUAGUUUUUAUUCAUUCAUCCAUGAAAAUGUAUGUUAUGCCGUAAGGCUUGCAUUGUAAUAGAAUAUUAUCCUAAAGUUGGUAGCUGACUGUGCUGGAUGGAUGAACCUGGUGAUAAGAAAGCAAUUGUUUUGUAAUACUAACAAGAUUCCUGAUUCUAUACUGCCAAGAAUUUGGUUGAGGAAAUGUCAAGAGCAGAGAGAUACUUAAUUAUCCUUAAGUGAAGCCACUUUGACGAACCAUUCAAAUCAGUUUGUUCCAAAAUUUCAGAAACUUGGGAAAAAUAACAACUUUAUUAUGUAUUUCCUGUUGGCUUUGCCGUUUGACCACCAUUUUCGUCGCCAAAAGUUUGCAAAAACCUCAAACGAUCCGAGCAGCCGUUGACCCAGAUCCUCUUGUCAUGGUUUCUAUCUCCAUUCAAUCACCCACUUUUUUAAACUCCCCAUUUCUAUCUCCCGCCACCCGUAAGACCCGACAUGGACCUUCUCCAUCACUUCGUGUCACUGCCUCUCGCAGCUCUUUCGAUGUUGUUGUUGUUGGUGGUGGGAUCAUCGGGCUAACCAUUGCCCGCCAGUUCCUUAUCGGGUCGGAUCUAUCCGUUGCCGUUGUCGAUAAGGCCGUCCCUUGCUCCGGCGCCACCGGUGCCGGACAGGGAUAUAUAUGGAUGACACACAAGAAACCGGGUAGUGAUAUUUGGGACUUGGCUAUGAGGAGCCAUCAACUCUGGCACAACCUUGCACAGAGCUUAAACGAGCAAGGCCUUGAUCCUCAAGAGUUGCUCGGUUGGAAAAAGACAGGAAGCUUGCUCAUUGGAAAGACUUCUGAGGAAUGUGUUGCUCUGAAACGAAAGGUUGAUGAGCUAUCUGAAGCUGGGCUGAGAGCUGAAUAUUUGUCUAGCGCUGAUUUGCUUCUAAAGGAGCCUGCGGUUCUUGUGGAUGAUGCUACUGGCGCUGCAUUUCUUCCCGAUGAUUCGCAGUUGGAUGCUCAUCGUGCGGUUGCUUAUAUCGACAAGGGCAACAGAGAGUUUGCAACAGAAGGAAGAUAUGCUGAGUUCUAUCAUGAACCAGUUACAGGUUUAAUAAGGUCUGAUGGGGGUAGCAAGGAGGUUGCAGGUGUUGAGACUUUGAAACGCAACUUGUAUGGUAAGAAGGCUACUAUAGUAGCUGCUGGUUGCUGGAGUGGAUCUCUGAUGCAUGAGUUGCUUAAAGACUGCAACAUUUCAGUGGAAGUUCCUGUGAAGCCAAGAAAGGGGCAUCUGCUUGUGGUAGAGAAUUUUGAUUCGUUCCAUUUAAAUCAUGGGAUCAUGGAGGCUGGUUACGUGGAUCAUCAAAGUGCUUCGGCUCCAAGAUUGGAUAUUGAGAAACGUAUGCUAUCUAUUUCCAUGACAGCCACAAUGGACACAACAGGAAACCUUGUUCUCGGUAAAGAACUUCACCAAUCUAUCUAUGUCUACUUCUGAGCCAGGAGCAGCCGUGAGUUUGUAGGGUUCGACACUGAAGCUGAUGAGACUAUCGUCCGGUGCAUAUGGGAGCGUGCAGCAGAGUUCUUCCCCAAGUUACGUGAUAUGUCCCUUCAAGAUUUCAUCCGUAAUAGGAAAGUGAGAGUCGGGUUGCGUCCUUACAUGCCUGAUGGGAAGCCAAUGAUAGGAUCUGUGCCCGGGUUACAAAACCUGUAUUUGGCAGCUGGGCAUGAAGGAGGUGGACUCUCCAUGGCUCUUGGAACAGCGGAAAUGGUAUUGGACAUGGUAUUGGGGAAACCAUCGGAGGUAGAUAUAUCAGCGUUUAAGGUUAAAGAACGUUGUUGCUGAGGAAAUCCCAAAAUCGCUCAUGGUAUUUGAGGGAAACCAUCGUAGGUGGAUGUUUUAGCGUUUUGGUUUAGUAACUUAAAGUUACUAAUUUUAGAAAGUACCAGAACAAACAAAAAUUCUCAAUUUGUCCAUGCAACGAGACAUCAACGGACGUCUUUUUUUUUGUUUUAUAUAUGUGGGUGACAUUUCAAUAUUAUGUUCUAAUUAGACAAAUAAAACCAAAUUACUUAAUCCCCACAUCGCAUGGUGAAUUCAAACACACAACGUGACACA
This is a messenger RNA of Thlaspi arvense, 4422 nucleotides long. The record is from the annotation of a GenBank genome assembly. NCBI's taxonomy places the organism in Eukaryota, Viridiplantae, Streptophyta, Magnoliopsida, Brassicales, Brassicaceae.